AUGCCGUUAUCGCGCAAAGCAGCUGUACUGAUCCUGCUGUUUGCGGAUCCUGCCGGCGAGCUGAGGGUGGUCAUCACCAUGCGCGCCAGUACCUUGAGCUCAUAUUCCGGCCACGCAGCUUUGCCGGGUGGGAAGGCGGAAGAAGGUGAAACUGCUUUUGAGUGUGCAAGGCGCGAGGCUUCGGAAGAGAUAGGUCUUCCUAGGAAAGCAUCAGCUUUGCCUUCGCCGUUUAGAGUCGAGCACUUGUGCGAGAUGCCGACGAAUCUUGCGAAAACGGAGCUUGUCGUGCGCCCUUGCGUUGCUUUUCUGCAUUCAUACGAUCCCGAGACGGGAGAGGACGCCAAUGUCGCAGAAAGAUUGCUUCCCAGGUUGGAUGCAAGGGAGGUUGCCGCUGUAUUUUCGGCUCCCUUCAGGAACUUUCUGUACAUGGAAGACUUGCCGGGCGAGAAUCUUCCUGGCAAGCCCAGCGAUUGGUACAAGGGAUCGUGGACGGAUUGGCACCAAAGUCAAUGGCGAAUGCACAACUUCUUUGUGCCUGUCACAAACCAGCUCGUUUCAAAGCCGAAGAAGAGUGAAGGGCAAAAGGCCGCUGCUGACCGCCUGGACAAGUAUUCGCGGUAUCGCGUCUUCGGUAUGACGGCCCGGAUCCUGGUAGACGCCGCACGCUACGCCUAUGACCAAGAACCCGAAUUCGAACAUAACUCUCAUUUUGGCGAUGAAGAUAUGAUCUGUCGGCUGCGAAGAGUCGGGCGUCUGGGUGAAGUGAGGAAGCCGACGGACGAGUUGACAAAGGAAGAUUUGCGCAAAGCCGCCAAUCUGUAA
Cladophialophora yegresii CBS 114405 is the source of this 822-nucleotide messenger RNA. RefSeq lists its product as uncharacterized. The transcript has 3 exons. Lineage: Eukaryota; Fungi; Ascomycota; Eurotiomycetes; Chaetothyriales; Herpotrichiellaceae. Gene Ontology annotation, molecular function: coenzyme A diphosphatase activity; acetyl-CoA hydrolase activity. The record is from RefSeq and is a predicted model, not a curated record. Gene Ontology annotation, biological process: coenzyme A catabolic process. The coding region runs from base 1 to 822 and encodes 273 amino acids.